Messenger RNA from Colletotrichum orchidophilum, 1068 nucleotides. RefSeq names its product sphingolipid long chain base-responsive protein LSP1. Gene Ontology annotation, biological process: endocytosis; eisosome assembly; negative regulation of protein kinase activity. Gene Ontology annotation, cellular component: eisosome filament; plasma membrane. The record is from RefSeq and is a predicted model, not a curated record. The transcript has 5 exons. The coding region runs from base 1 to 1068 and encodes 355 amino acids. NCBI's taxonomy places the organism in Eukaryota, Fungi, Ascomycota, Sordariomycetes, Glomerellales, Glomerellaceae. Gene Ontology annotation, molecular function: lipid binding.
AUGCAUCGCACGUAUUCCAUGCGCCAGUCGAGGGCGCCCACCGCUUCGCAGAUCCAGAACCCACCCCCGCCGCCUUCCUCCACCAAGUCUGGUCGUCUGUUCAAGGGCGGAUUUGGCCAUGCCCUCCGCCACAAAUCUGCUGGUGCAUUCGGCCCAGACCUCGCAAAGAAAUUGUCCCAGCUGGUGAAGAUGGAGAAGAAUGUCAUGCGCAGUCUCGAGCAGGUAGCAAGAGAGCGCAUGGAGGUUGCUCAACAACUAUCCAUCUGGGGAGAGGCUUGCGACGAGGAUGUAUCCGACGUAACCGACAAGCUCGGAGUUCUGCUCUACGAAAUCGGCGAACUCGAAGAUCAAUACGUCGACCGAUAUGACCAAUACCGUGUGACCAUCAAGAGCAUUCGCAAUAUUGAGGCUUCGGUUCAACCUAGUCGAGACCGCAAGCAAAAAAUCACCGAUCAGAUCGCUCAGCUAAAGUACAAGGAGCCCAACUCCCCCAAGAUUGUUGUUCUUGAGCAGGAGUUGGUGCGAGCCGAGGCCGAAUCGCUGGUCGCAGAAGCUCAGCUGUCCAACAUCACACGGGAGAAGAUCAAGGCUGCCUAUACCUACCAAUUCGACGCAUUGAGAGAGCACUGCGAAAAGGUUGCCAUUGUCGCCGGCUACGGAAAGCACCUGCUCGAGCUCAUUGACGACACCCCCGUCACUCCUGGAGAGACGCGUGCAGCCUAUGACGGAUAUGAGGCUAGCAAAGCCAUCAUUCAGGAUUGCGAGGAUGCUUUGACCAACUGGGUCACUUCCCAAGCUGCUGUGUCUUCCAAGUUGUCAACUCGGGCACGCACACUGUCAACGCGCCGCAGAAAUAACAUCAGGGCACGUGCUGAGGGUGGUCAUGACCUUUCGGGCCAAGAUGUCCCGUUGAACGACGACUCUUCGUGGACCCGGGCCCAUAACAAAGAAACCGAGUACAGCGAUGAAGACGAAGAGGAGGACGAUGUCCACCAUUCCGCCACUGGUACUGAUGACGGUCUGAAUGGCGAGACCAGAGGCCGUCAACACGAAAGUAUUGUCGCAUAA